Molecule: messenger RNA, 1405 nt
Organism: Linum tenue
Lineage: Eukaryota; Viridiplantae; Streptophyta; Magnoliopsida; Malpighiales; Linaceae
Source: the annotation of a GenBank genome assembly
AUGGGGUCUGAAUUGGCGGCGAACAACCACCGGAGGCUCCUCCGGCUUCGAUGCUCUGUUCAGCACUACGACUGGGGCAGAGUCGGGCCGGAAUCCCUGGUCGGAAGGCUCUCUGCUUUCAACUCCCGCUCCGAAAUCCAACCGGACAAGCCCUAUGCCGAACUCUGGAUGGGUGUCCACGACUCCGGCCCAUCUUUCGUCGUCUCCGGCGACGACAACGGCGAGUCGAGUUUGAAAGACUGGAUUGCCCAAAAUCCUGCUGCGCUCGGCCACAAGGUUUUCACCAACUGGGGACCUCAUCUCCCCUUCUUGUUCAAGAUACUCUCUGUGGCUAAAGCACUAUCAAUUCAAGCGCACCCGGAUAAAGAACUGGCGAAGCAGCUCCACAAGUCGCACCCAAUUGCUUACAAGGACGACAAUCACAAACCUGAAAUGGCUUUGGCCCUGUCAGAGUUCCACGCCCUUUGUGGUUUCAUUUCUCUUCAGGAGCUCAAAGAUAUGUUGCAGAACACUCCAGAGAUCAAGGAAGUGGUCAACGCCGAAGAUGCAAACCAACUGCUGCAAGUCAACGACGAACAGAACGACGGAGGACUCGAAAUCAAAUCGAGAUUGAAAUCCAUCUUCACCCGACUAAUGUCCGCCAGCAAGGAGGCGGCAGCUGAGUCAGCAUCCAACCUGAAGAACAGAUUGCAGAGGGAAAGCCAGGGGAGGGAGCUAACGGAGAAGGAAAACCUGGUUCUACAACUGGAGAAGCAAUACCCAGGCGAUGUCGGCGUCAUAGCAGCCCUGUUCCUCAACUACGUGAAGCUCAAACCUGGCCAAGCUCUGUACAUCGGCGCAAACGAGCCGCACGCUUACGUGGCCGGCGAGUGCAUCGAGGUCAUGGCCACGUCGGACAACGUCGUCCGAGCUGGACUCACUCCCAAGUAUCGAGACGUCGGAACCCUCUGCUCCAUGCUCACCUACAAACAGGGGCGUCCUGAAAUCUUGAAAGGGUUUGCUCUGAAUCGGUACACGACGAGGUAUCUCCCGCCGUUCGACGAGUUCGAGGUGGAUCGGUGCUUGCUGCCGGGAGGGGAGUCGGCGGUGUUUCCGGCGGUGGAGGGACCGUCCAUUUUUGUGAUCGCGAGCGGGGAAGGAGCGAUGUUGACGGCGGGGUCUUCGACGAGAGAUGCGGUGGUGGAAGGGGAUGUCGUGUUUGCAACUGCGGAUACAGAGAUCAGUGUGAGGGCUGGAAGAACAGAGCUGCAUUUGUAUAGAGCUGGAGUCAAUAGUAGAUUCCUGCAAAUCCUAUGAACAAUGAGUAAUGUAGAUCCAUCUACUGACAACAUGUCAUCCUUAACAUGUCUUUCGAUAUAAAUGAAAUUGUGGCUGGCUGGUUUUAUCAAUUAUGAAAUUUCGAACG